Messenger RNA from Miscanthus lutarioriparius, 1554 nucleotides. The record is from the annotation of a GenBank genome assembly. Lineage: Eukaryota; Viridiplantae; Streptophyta; Magnoliopsida; Poales; Poaceae.
AUGCUCUCCAGGCGAAGAUGCUUCGCGGCGGCGGCGAGCCGGAUCCGGCCGCUCGCCAGGGCCUUCUGCGGUGCGCCGGCCUCCGGGGCGCCCAGGUCGCAGGAUCACAGUCACACCAAGAAGGUUGCUGGCGUGAAGGCUCCGCCUGAUGUGCUCGACGUUGCUAUUGUUGGUGGAGGCAUGGUGGGCUUGGCAGUCGCUUGUGCAUUGUCUAAUAUGCCAUUAACAAAACAUCUUAAAACUGCUAUUAUCGAUAGCAAUCCAGCGUUGAAGUCAAGAGGUUACCUGGAUAAAAACAGUACACCCGAUUCUAGGGUCAGUACUGUUACCCCUGCAACCAUUUCCUUCUUCAGAGAUAUUGGCGCCUGGGAGCAUGUUCAACAGCAAAGACAUGCUUUCUUUGGUAAAAUGCAGGUGUGGGAUUACACUGGGCUUGGAUACACGAGAUAUAAUGCAAGAGAUGUGGGCAAAAAAUACCUUGGAUGUGUGGUGGAGAACAAAGUGCUUUGCAACUCGCUGCUCUUACGUUUAAAGGAAGAAUUGGAUGAUAUUGAAAAUGUGAUAUAUCCUACCAGAUUGGUGUCUCUUACUUUCCCGUUGAAGAGCAGACAAGCAGGAAUGAAACCAGCAUCAAGUGAACCAUUAUCCAUUGGUCAUACUACAGAAGAGUUACAUUGCAGUAAUUUAGUUAAACUUGACCUCAGUGAUGGACGGAUGUUAUAUUCCAAAUUGGUGAUAGGAGCUGAUGGUUCAAAGUCCAAUGUUAGACAGAUUGCAAGCAUAAAAACAACUGGGUGGAAUUAUCCGCAAAGUGCAAUUAUCUGUACAGUAGAGCAUGUUGUGGAAAAUGAUUGUGCAUGGCAGAGGUUUCUCCCUUCUGGUCCAAUUGCACUACUUCCGAUAGGCAACAACUUCAGCAACAUUGUAUGGACAAUGAGCCCAGAGGAGUCACUGCGCCAUAAGUCAAUGAGCCCCGAAGAGUUUGUGAAGUCGGUGAACCACGCAUUGGAUUUUGGUUAUGGCCCACAUCCUCGCUCUACUGCUCUUGACCAUUACAUGGAACAGUUCUUUUCUGGCAUUGGGAACACUGCAACAUCUACAAAGGAAUGCUUUGAAGUACCACCAAAAGCAACCGGUGUAGUUUCUGAGAGAAUGGCAUUUCCAUUGUCAUUGAUGCAUUCCCAUGAUUAUGUUUCCAAAAGGCUAGCAUUAGUUGGAGAUGCUGCUCAUACUGUCCACCCCUUAGCCGGUCAAGGCGUCAACUUGGGCUUUGGUGAUGCUGCUGCUUUAGCAAAAGUUAUUGCUGAAGGAGUUUCUGUGGGCUCAGAUGUUGGGGACCUGACUUUGCUACAACGAUAUGAGAAGGACCGGAAGGCUGCCAAUGUGGCGAUGACAGCAGUGCUAGAUGGUUUCCAGAAGAUGUACUCUGUUGAUUUUGGGCCCCUUAAUAUAGUGAGAGCUGCUGCGUUCCACGGUGCUCAGUACAUAUCACCACUGAAAAAGAGCAUCAUCUCUUAUGCAAUGGGUGACAAGAAAUGGCCCCUAUUUCCAUGA